CUGGGGUCUCUCCUGGCCACUCCUGGGGUCUCUCCUGGCCACCCCAGUGAGAUCAACUGGUGCCAGAACCAUUAACACUGGGAAGGGCGUGGAUUAUCUUCUCCCCGUGUCACCCUGCAGUGGGGCAGAAGUGGGGAGGAGCAGGAACACCCAAGCUGGGACUGCCCUCGGGUAACUCAAUUCUACCUCACAAACAUGGAAGUGCUCGGGGCUGGGCGGCCGUGGAUCGGCUCCUGCGCUUCUGUCAAGUUUUGCUGUUACUAAACUGAACUAAACUAAACUAAACUAAACUAAACUAAAAACUAGUGAUUUGCAAGCCCUGGAAACUCACACCUGGGAAGGGCCACCUGGGAAGGGCCACCCGGGAAGGGCCACCCAGGAAGGGCCACCCUGCAUUGGGGGCUGGACUCGGAGAGCUCAGAGCACCCAGGGGUCUCUCCUGCAGCUCCGCCGUGGCCUUGGGCAAGUCACUUCACCUCUUUGCCUCAGUUUCCUCAUCUGUAAAAUGAGGGUGGUACCUCCCGUGGUACCGACCUACCUCCGGCAGCGGGGAGGGUGCCUGGAGCUUGGCUUUGGACAGGGGGAGGCACCAGAGCCAAGGACAGCCCUGGGUUGGCCUGGCUGCUCAGCUCUGAGUUCUGAACCGUGGCCUCGUGGUCUCUGUUGAGCUGUGAUAGGUUUAAUGACAAAAAGGAUAAUUUUGGGAAUGCCCUGGGCUGGCCUGGCUGCUGCAGCUCUGAGUUUUGAACCGUGGCCUCGUGGUCUCUGUGUUGAGCUGUGAUAGGUUUGAGGACAGAAAUGGUAAUUUUGGGAACGCCGUGGUGCUCUGGGAGGUGUGGGGGCUCCUCUGAGCUGCUCUCUGGGUUCUGGGGUUUCUGUCAUGGAAUUUGGGGGUGGAUGAGGCUGGAAGGGACCAUUGGGGUCACCCAGUCCCACCCCCUGCUCGUCCCCUCGGGCACAGAGCUCAGGGCUGGUGACAGACUGGGGACAGGGGUGGACACGACCUGCGCUGCUCUGGAGGUGGCUGUGAAGGGUGUGAGGGACAGACAAGGCUGGGAGAGCCUUGAGACCCUCCUGGAAUGUUCUAGAAGCCCUUCAGGGAGGGUCUGGAUCCACAGAUCUCACAAAGCUGAAAAGCAAAAGCCUUUUGUGCACGUAAACCAAAAAGAGACGUUUUUACACCGAAACACCAACAGGCUCAGCCAGCUCCUGGCCCAGGGGGAGGAAAGGAGGAGCCCCCUGCUUGCUGCUGCCUCUGAUCCAGGGAAUUUCUGUUUGCCUGGGUUAAAAUGGAAUAAUUCCCACGUGGAACAUCCCGAAAUCAGCAGUGGAGGGGCUGCAGGGAUGGGUCUGAACCUGCUGCUGCUAAAUCCUGGGGGGCGAUUCCCAGAGGGGUCAGAGACCCCUGAGUGCUGCCCCCCAGGAGGGUCCUGGGUGUCCCCAAGCCUUCAGGAGGUGACAGGGAUGUCACCCCUGUCCCCGUGUCCUGCCUGGGAGCUCCAGUUCAGUGCUGGGAGAGCCAGAGCAGCUCCAUGCUGGAUUUUGUUCCCUCUCCACCACCAUGGACAAACCUGGCUCUCCCCUGUCCCCACUGCCCCUGGUGGCCUUGGGGACACCCAGGUACCUCUCCUGAGGUGUCUGCAAAGCGCUUUGGGGUCCUGGGGUGGCAGAGGGAAAACUCUGGCAGCGUCCAGGUCACGGAGCCUCCCGGGGAGCCUGGACAGGGAAUUCAGGCUCACUCCCACCCCCAACACAAAAUCCAUUUUCUCUCUUCUCAGUAGAUUCCAGGUCUCUCAUCAGAAUAAUUGAGCAGAAGAAUUAAAAACAAGAGUUGAAUUUGCUGUCUAACCUUUUUGUUAAGUUAAUCGUAGGUACUGACCUCCUGCUAUUUAAGUGUUUACUAUCUAUUUGCUGUAAAGUUUUGUAUAUUUUGUAAACUUUCCCCCCACUCCCCCAAAUCGUAGAUGUCUAAAAUCGUUGUACAUCGGGUUCUUUUCUACUCCAUUGUUCAGCACAAAGUGUGUUUUUUAUUUAGAAUAAUAAAAUGGAAAACAUUG
Messenger RNA from Prinia subflava (tawny-flanked prinia), 2057 nucleotides. RefSeq lists its product as uncharacterized. NCBI's taxonomy places the organism in Eukaryota, Metazoa, Chordata, Aves, Passeriformes, Cisticolidae. The record is from RefSeq and is a predicted model, not a curated record. Bases 799 to 1809 code for a protein of 336 amino acids. The transcript is spliced from 2 exons.